This is a messenger RNA of Lachancea meyersii CBS 8951, 1332 nucleotides long. The record is from the annotation of a GenBank genome assembly. Lineage: Eukaryota; Fungi; Ascomycota; Saccharomycetes; Saccharomycetales; Saccharomycetaceae.
AUGGCUCGGCUGUGGAGGGAAUACAAAACUCCAGAUGGAUCGAAAUAUUACUAUAAUAUCGAAAGUAAACAGUCCACAAGAGAACGCCCAUCGGAUUUUGCCGAGCAGGAAUUGGACGGUAAAAAGAGAAAACUGCAACAAACAAAAGUUGCUUGCAGUCUUGAUCUAGCAAAUAAUUCGAAGCUCAGCAUAUGCCAAGACGGCUCAAGACGUUUUAAGCUUGGGGAUAGUGGAACAUUACAGGAAGAAAUAGGCGAUGAAGAAAGUUUGAACAUAUUAUCACAAUCGGACGAGCAAAAACUGAAACGGCUGGUCCGUUCUGGUAAGAAAAAGGGAGAAUUUGACACCCAAGUCCACGAAGAAGUUCUGAAGCAUCUAGAGACAUUAACGAACCCGCCAGAAAAAGCUGCUGAGGAAAAGGGCCAAGAAAGUGAUUUUCCCAGCUCGAAUUCAGAGUCGAGUGCAGAGGACCACAUAGUCGCUGGUUACAGUACCUCAGAGGAAGAGAGCGACAACGAGGUGCAAAGUCUGGACGAGGUGCACAGUGAGAGUGAAGCACAGACUGAGAAUGAACUGCAUAAAGAAAACUUCUCCAGCGGCUCAAGUUCAGACUUGGAAAACAAGGAGAUAUUCACGUCUAUGUUUCCACUCUAUUCACUCGAUCCCUUUUCGACCUGGAACAUGCAAUCCAAAAAGCUUCAGGACGACCCCAGAUUCUACAAAGUCGGCAAGGACUCUGUCAGAGAGCAAUACUUCGAAGAAUGGUGCACCCGACAGUGCAACAACAGCAAGUCAACCGAUGACUACGUCAAUGAGAGUGAACUAGAUUCGGAAUCAGAGCCGGACUCUGACAGGCUAGAACCCACAAAGUAUCAUUACUUGUCACAUAUUGUUUCUAAAGCCACAAUAAAGCCUGAAACUCUGGCCAAGGACAUACGUGCAGAGCAGAAAACGCUGUUCAGGCAGUUUAAAAUCAAGAACAGUCUUGACAAGAAAGCUCAGGAAGCAUUCAUUUCCAAGAUCUUAUUCUACUACAAGAAACUGGAUCAUAACCAAAGAGUCGAUGUGUUUGAAAAGUUGCUAGAUAGCAAAUCGAGAUCUAUAGAACUAGGGCUGCGACAUACCAACAAAUUGAAGGACAUGCCGCUACAUGGGGAUCUACCAGAGAAACCAUUUGCAAUUGAAACAUUAUUGCUCGAGCUCGAGGACUGCAUCGACAUCCACGGGCUCAACAAAUCGAUACAAACCGAAGUCCAGUACUACGUCCUAGGAAUCAAACCUAAAACAAUUGCCAUGAAAAAAUGUCUUCAAAACUAUGAAUCAAAGGUAUGA